Messenger RNA from Ostertagia ostertagi, 348 nucleotides. The record is from the annotation of a GenBank genome assembly. Lineage: Eukaryota; Metazoa; Nematoda; Chromadorea; Rhabditida; Trichostrongylidae.
CAGGGCGAUUAAUGGACUUGCUGCUGUCGGAAGCAGGGCGCAGUAUAGCAUAGGGCUGAUGACCAACAACGAGCCAACAAUAAAAGAGUCUGAUCAAGCGUGGAUAGGUCUGAGAAGGAAGCUGCUUCUGUGGAAUCACCUCGCGGAAGACCAAAAACGAAGCUACAGUGCGUGGACCUGGACGGAUGGCUCUCCAGUUGACUAUUUCGAGUGGGAACCCGCUCAGCCAGACAACUUUGCAAAGAGCGAAUCAUGCGUACAGAAGCACUACAAGCACGGAACUUGGAAUGAUAUAAACUGCAACGAGAAAAUGAAGAGCUUCGUUUGCAAGUUCAGGGACUUCCCUUG